CAGCACUGCUAAUCUGGCCUUCUCAUUUGUUGUGGUUGAAGUGGAAAUUUGUGACAAUCGUUCUGUUAUUAUUGUGACUUGAAGACGGUUUCGAGACCGCUACUUUUUGGGGGUUCAAGUGUUUUUGGGGCGGUGAUUAAAGAUGGGGAAACGCUCGACCAACACCACCAAGAGUGGUAAGUUCAUGAAUCCCACGGAUCAGGCCCGGAAAGAGGCCCGCAAGAAAGAGCUCAAGAAGAACAAGAAGCAACGGCAGAUGGUGCGCACCGCCGUGCUCAAGGGCAAGAACCCGCACGAGAUCGUGCGAGAACUCGAAAAGCUCGAUGAUAUGGAGUUCAACGUGUUCUCAGCCCCGCCUCUCAACGACAAGGUUAUGCGGGAAAAGCGCCGGAAGUUGCACGAGACUUGGAACAGGGUGAUCCAAAUGUACGAAAAAGACGACCAACCUCAGUAUGUGGAGCUCAAGAAACUUUGGCACAACUAUCUAUCACGGAAACGAGAGCUUAUGCAGCAAUUUGAAGCGGUCAAGAACACGGAAAACGUAUUGGUUGAUGACAUCCCCUUGCCUUCAGCCGCUGGAGACAACCCCGAGGGUCCGGAGGGGAUUCCCCUGCCGCCUGGAUCACACGCAGACGGCUGGAAACUCAAAGGCAUGUCCACUGGCGGGAUCCUGAAGAAGCCAUCGGCAUUGGACUCGCUAAAGCCUAAAAUUUGUCCGGGCCCUCCGGCCGCUUUGCCGCCCAAAUUGGAAGAUUACGAGCUAGAUCCGGAGGAAGGUGACGAGCGAGCUCCACGGGAAUCCUCGGUUCGAUUUGACAAGACCGCCUCAUCGGGUCCCGCCAAAUCCUCCUUGGAUCCGGCUCAACAGAUCCAACUCAAAAUGGUGGCUUUGGCUGGGCAAGACAUUGAUCUGUACAUGAAGAAAUUGGAAGAAGUCCACAAGUCAUCUGGCGGAGGCGGAGAUCCCCGUUCCCUUAGCAAUCCGGAAGAAGGCAGCGGGUCCAAGUUUCCACCCCCUCCUCCCUCCCAUCCCAAACCCGAUUGGAUGCCGCCUCCCACCUCACACCUGCGUCAAGACAAGCCCAAGAGUGUGAGCUUCAAACCCAACGAGUUGUUCCCUCCGGGCGCUGUGCCUCCCGGAGUUCAACUCCCACCAGGUCCGCCCCCGCCCAUGAUGCGCCACGCCUUCCCAGAUAUGGGCACAGCCCAGCGAACAGCCCCGCCUUCGGCCCCGGCGCCCAUUAGACCCUCGUACGUGCAGAAAACAAGUAGCAUCAUUGAAGCCAAGCCGCAGAUGAGGAAUCUGAAAUCCAUAUCCACCCGAUUCGUGCCCACUAACGUCAAACUACGGAAGCACACGGGAAGAGAUGUGGUGGACCCGAUGAUAUCGUCGAUGCCUCCCCAACAGAUGCCUCGAGCUCCUCCGAAUAAUAACGCGAAAGACGAUGCUUAUGCCCAAUUCAUGUCCGAGAUGAAUAAAUUGCUCCAUUGAAUGUUGGCAAUGCCCCAAUUUCUCUCCUUCUCCUCA
Molecule: messenger RNA, 1528 nt
Organism: Tigriopus californicus
Lineage: Eukaryota; Metazoa; Arthropoda; Copepoda; Harpacticoida; Harpacticidae
Product: WW domain-binding protein 11-like
Exons: 5
Coding region: 143-1492 (449 amino acids)
Biological process (GO): mRNA cis splicing, via spliceosome
Cellular component (GO): spliceosomal complex
Source: RefSeq, a predicted model, not a curated record